This is a messenger RNA of Ogataea polymorpha, 2108 nucleotides long. RefSeq lists its product as uncharacterized. Gene Ontology annotation, biological process: dolichol-linked oligosaccharide biosynthetic process; protein N-linked glycosylation. The record is from RefSeq and is a predicted model, not a curated record. The transcript has a single exon. Gene Ontology annotation, molecular function: UDP-N-acetylglucosamine-dolichyl-phosphate N-acetylglucosaminephosphotransferase activity. Gene Ontology annotation, cellular component: membrane. The coding region runs from base 1 to 1359 and encodes 452 amino acids. NCBI's taxonomy places the organism in Eukaryota, Fungi, Ascomycota, Pichiomycetes, Pichiales, Pichiaceae.
AUGCUGUCCCUCGCAGUGUCUGCUGUGUCCCUUGCGCUCAUCUUCACCAAUGAGUCAUUCCAGCCCAUACAGGCAGCCAUAGGGUUUGCCAUCCUCGGAUACCAGAUGACCACCUCGCUGAUUCCGGCUGUCAGCACUGCAUUUCUAAAACGUGGCCUGGGAGGUAGAGACCUGUCCAAGCCGGGGAAACCGCUCAUUCCAGAGACAAUGGGUAUCAUCCCUGCCAUCACAUACAUGUUUGUGAUGAUCCUGUUUAUCCCGUUCAUGUUUAUCUUUGGGUCUGACCAGAACGGUCUGUCUGGAAUGUUCCCCCAUAAAAUGCUUUCGACGUAUUUAGGCUGUCUGCUCUCGCUCAUGUCGAUGAUCCUACUUGGCCUGAUGGACGAUUUAUUUGACAUCAGAUGGCGCCACAAGUUUCUCCUGCCUGCCGUCGCCUCGAUUCCGCUGCUCAUCGUGUACUACGUCGACUUUGGAGUUACAGCGAUCCUGAUCCCGCAUUUCCUCCAGCAAUGGCUACACUUGGACACGAAUUCCGUCGAUCUGGGCUACUUGUACUACUUCUACAUGGCGUCUGUGGCUAUUUUCUGUCCAAACUCUGUCAACAUACUGGCAGGUGUCAAUGGACUGGAGGUUGGACAGACAGUUGUCAUUGCUGGGCUUUUGCUGCUCAAUGAUUUGUUUUACCUGUCCAUAGGAACUAUCCAGUCGCCGAGCUACUCAAUCCACCUGCUCAGCAUGUGUUUCCUCAUCCCUUUUGUUGGAGUUGCUCUUGGUCUGUUCAAGUACAAUUGGUUCCCGGCCAGAGUGUUUGUUGGAGACACCUGGUGCUACUUUGGAGGCAUGGUGUUUGCCGUCGUGGGUAUCUCGGGCCAUUUUGCAAAGACCCUGAUGCUGUUUUUUCUGCCGCAGAUCGUCAAUUUCGUUUACUCGGCUCCGCAACUCUUUGGACUCAUACCGUGUCCACGUCACCGGCUGCCAAAGUUCAACGAAGAAGAUGGCCUGCUUUACAACUCGUACACGGAGUAUGGGCAGGUAGACGCUACGAGCGAGAAGGGCAGGCGAAAUCCACCGCUAAACUCAAGACUGGUCCCAGUAGUUCUAUUUCUCGAGAGAUUAAAGCUCAUUGGAGUGGUCAAAGAAUACCACGACGGAGAAUGGGUGAUUCAUAAGACAACCAACCUCACCAUCAUAAACCUAUUUAUUGUGUGGACCGGCCCAAUCAGAGAGGACAAGCUGUGCACGCUUUUGCUGGCCACCCAAUUUGCAACCGGCUUCUUCAUGCUCGUGCUUCGACACACCCUUGCACCUAUGCUAUUUGGUUUCGACAACUCCUGGAGCAUGCUGAACAGAUAUAAUUAAGUGUCUAUGCACCCCAAAAUGCUUUCCGCUCUUCCAGCAAACUGUCGGCGAGGCCCUGGAUCUCUGGAUGCUUGAUCAACGCCCGAGAGCGGAAAAACUCAUCAAGAGACUUCUUCGUGGCUUUCUCGUACUCAAAUGCCUGGAUCAGCAUCUCGUACUUGUCAAUGUCCUUGACGAUUGAGGCUUCGAAGUUGCGCUGGUCCUCAUAAUCAAGCCAAAGUUGCACGAUUUCCUCGGAAAAGGCCGCAUUAUAUGGCUUGAUGACUUCGCUCAGAUAGAGAAUCGUGCUGUAUUCUCGUCUGUUUUUCUCUUUCUUAUCAACGUUGGCAUCGUGAGGGACGAUAUCACCAACCAGACUCUCUGCUAUGUCAUGCACAAGCGCGAUCUUGGCACAUUUGGUCAGAUCAGGCUUUUGAGAAAAUGCAUCGCCGUUUAGCGACAUCGCUAUGAUAGACAUUCGGUACAUGUGAUCUGCAAUACUCUCAGGGUUGGGGACCUGGUGGUCAAUCCAGCCAGUCCGCUUCUGUUGCUUCAGUAGCGAUGCGAUCUGAUAAAAUGCAUUGAUGUAGUUGUAAUUCUUUCCGUUCGCUUCGGCCGGGGUCAAAAGUUUCCGAAUAUCAGCUGGGAGAGCAUGCCGCGGGUCCCACUCAGAAGUCGUCAUAGUUGAUAGUGUGCGAGCCGCCGGCUUGAAAGAGCGACAAAAAUGCGAAAGAAUGUUGGAAAAAUAAAUAUAUAAACAAUGCACGCGG